Acanthosepion pharaonis is the source of this 7017-nucleotide messenger RNA. The record is from the annotation of a GenBank genome assembly. Lineage: Eukaryota; Metazoa; Mollusca; Cephalopoda; Sepiida; Sepiidae.
AUGUGGUUACAGAGGAGGAAUCCAACUCUAAAGGUUCUUGUGGUCCCAGAGGAACCAACCUACACGAAAGUCAAUGUGGUUACAGAGGAACUAACCUCACUGAAGUUCUAUGUGGUCCCAGAGGAACCAACCACACACGAAAGUCAAUGUGGUUACAGAGGAACUAACCUCACUGAAGUUCUUUGUGGUUCUGGAAAAAAGGAACCAACCUACACGAAAGUCAAUGUGGUUACAGAGGAACUAACCUCACUGAAAUUCUUUGUGGUCCAAGAGGAACCAACCUCCCCGAAAGUCAAUGUGGUUACAGAGGAACUAACCUCACUGAAGUUCUAUGUGGUCCCAGAGGAACCAACCUACACGAAAGUCAAUGUGGUUACAGAGGAACUAACCUCACUGAAGUUCUAUGUGGUCCCAGAGGAACCAACCUACACGAAAGUCAAUGUGGUUACAGAGGAACUAACCUCACUGAAGUUCUUUGUGGUCCCAGAGGAACCAACCCACACGAAAGUCAAUGGUUACAGAGAAACUAACCUCACUGAAAUUCUAUGGGUCCCAGAGAGGAACCCACACGAAUGUCAGUAUGGGUUGACCUCACUGAAGUUCUAUGUGGUCCCAGAGGAACCAACCUACACGAAAGUCAAUGUGGUUACAGAGGAACUAACCUCACUGAAGUUCUAUGGUCCCAGAGGAACCAACCUACACGAAAGUCAAUGUGGUUACAGAGGAACUAACCUCACUGAAGUUCUAUGUGGUCCCAGAGGAACCAACCUACACGAAAAGGAACCAACCUACGAGAAAGUCAAUGUGGUUACAGAGGAACUAACCUCACUGAAGUUCUAUGUGGUCCCAGAGGAACCAACCUACACGAAAGUCAAUGUGGUUACAGAGGAACUAACCACUGAAGUUCUAUGUGGUCCCAGAGGAACCAACCUACACGAAAGUCAAUGUGGUUACAGAGGAACUAACCUCACUGAAGUUCUAUGUGGUCCCAGAGGAACCAACCUACACGAAAGUCAAUGUGGUUACAGAGGAACUAACCUCACUGAAGUUCUAUGUGGUCCCAGAGGAACCAACCUACACGAAAAGGAACCAACCUACACGAAAGUCAAUGUGGUUACAGAGGAACUAACCUCACUGAAGUUCUAUGUGGUCCCAGAGGAACCAACCUACACGAAAGUCAAUGUGGUUACAGAGGAACUAACCUCACUGAAGUUCUAUGUGGUCCCAGAGGAACCAACCUACACGAAAGUCAAGGAACCAACCUACACGAAAGUCAAUGUGGUUACAGAGGAACUAACCUCACACCAUGUGGUCCCAGAGAAAGUUCUAUGGUUACAGAGGUCCCAGAGGAACCAACCUACACGAAAAGUCAAUGUGGUUACAGAGGAACUAACCUCACUGAAGUUCUAUGUGGUCCCAAGAGGAACCAACCUACACGAAAGUCAAUGUGGUUACAGAGGAACUAACCUCACUGAAGUUCUUUGUGGUCCCAGAGGAACCAACCUACCCGAAAGUCAAUGUGGUUACAGAGAGGAACUAACCUCACUGAAGUUCUAUGUGGUCCCAGAGGAACCAACCUACACGAAAGUCAAUGUGGUUACAGAGGAACUAACCUCACUGAAGUUCUAUGUGGUCCCAGAGGAACCAACCUACACGAAAGUCAAUGUGGUUACAGAGGAACUAACCUCACUGAAGUUCUAUGUGGUCCCAGAGGAACCAACCUACACGAAAAGGAACCAACCCUACACAAAAGUCAAUGUGGUUACAGAGGAACUAACCUCACUGAAGUUCUAUGUGGUCCCAGAGGAACCAACCUACACGAAAGUCAAUGUGGUUACAGAGGAACUAACCUCACUGAAGUUCUAUGUGGUCCCAGAGGAACCAACCUACACGAAAGUCAAUGUGGUUACAGAGGAACUAACCUCACUGAAGUUCUAUGUGGUCCCCAGAGGAACCAACCUACACGAAAGUCAAUGUGGUUACAGAGGAACUAACCUCACUGAAGUUCUAUGUGGUCCCAGAGGAACCAACCUACCCGAAAGUCAAUGUGGUUACAGAGGAACUAACCUCACUGAAGUUCUAUGUGGUCCCAGAGGAACCAACCUACACGAAAGUCAAUGUGGUCCCAGAGGAACCUCACUGAAGUUCUAUGUGGUCCCAGAGGAACCAACCUACACGAAAUUCUAUGUGGUCCCAGAGGAACCAACCUACACGAAAUUCAAUGUGGUUACAGAGGAACUAACCUCACUGAAGUUCUAUGAGGUCCCAGAGGAACCAACCUACACGAAAGUCAAUGUGGUUACAGAGGAACUAACCUCACUGAAGUUCUAUGUGGUCCCAGAGGAACCAACCUACACUGUGGUUACAGAGGAACUAACCUCACUGAAGUUCUAUGUGGUCCCAGAGGAACCAACCUACACGAAAAGGAACCAACCUCACACGAAUGUCAAUGUGGUUACAGAGGAACUAACCUCACUGAAGUUCUAUGUGGUCCCAGAGGAACCAACCUACACGAAAGUCAAUGUGGUUACAGAGGAACUAACCUCACUGAAGUUCUAUGUGGUCCCAGAGGAACCAACCUACACGAAAGUCAAUGUGGUUACAGAGGAACUAACCUCACUGAAGUUCUAUGUGGUCCCAGAGGAACCAACCUACACGAAAGUCAAUGUGGUUACAGAGGAACUAACCUCACUGAAGUUCUAUGUGGUCCCAGAGGAACCAACCUACACGAAAGUCAAUGUGGUUACAGAGGAACUAACCUCACUGAAGUUCUAUGUGGUCCCAGAGGAACCAACCUACACGAAAGUCAAUGUGGUUACAGAGGAACUAACCUCACUGAAGUUCUAUGUGGUCCCAGAGGAACCAACCUACACGAAAGUCAAUGUGGUUACAGAGGAACUAACCUCACUGAGAGUUCUAUGUGGUCCCAGAGGAACCAACCUACACGAAAUUCUAUGUGGUCCCAGAGGAACCAACCUACACGAAAGUCAAUGUGGUUACAGAGGAACUAACCUCACUGAAGUUCUAUGUGGUCCCAGAGGAACCAACCUACACGAAAGUCAAUGUGGUUACAGAGGAACUAACCUCACUGAAGUUCUAUGUGGUCCCAGAGGAACCAACCUACACGAAAGUCAAUGUGGUUACAGAGGAACUAACCUCACUGAAGUUCUAUGUGGUCCCAGAGGAACCAACCUCGAAAGUCAAUGUGGUUACAGAGGAACUAACCUCACUGAAGUUCUAUGUGGUCCCAGAGGAACCAACCUACACGAAAGUCAAUGUGGUUACAGAGGAACUAACCUCACUGAAGUUCUAUGUGGUCCCAGAGGAACCAACCUACACGAAAGUCAAUGUGGUUACAGAGGAACUAACCUCACUGAAGUUCUAUGUUACAGAGGUCCCAGAGGAACCAACCUACACGAAAGUCAAUGUGGUUACAGAGGAACUAACCUCACUGAAGUUCUAUGUGGUCCCAGAGGAACCAACCACACGAAAGUCAAUGUGGUUACAGAGGAACUAACCUCACUGAAGUUCUAUGUGGUCCCAGAGGAACCAACCUACACGAAAGUCAAUGUGGUUACAGAGGAACUAACCUCACUGAAGUUCUAUGUGGUCCCAGAGGAACCAACCUACACGAAAGUCAAUGUUACAGAGGAACUAACCUCACUGAAGUUCUAUGUGGAGAGGACCAACCUACACGAAAGUCAAUGUGGUUACAGAGGAACUAAAGUUCUAUGUGGUCCCAGAGGAACCAACCUACACGAAAGUCAAUGUGGUUACAGAGGAACUAACCUCACUGAGUUCUAUGUGGUCCCAGAGGAACCAACACGAAAUUCUAUGUGGUCCCAGAGGAACCAACCUACACACGAAAGUCAAUGUGGUUACAGAGGAAAACUAACCUCACUGAAGUUCUAUGUGGUCCCAGAGGAACCAACCUACACGAAAGUCAAUGUGGUUACAGAGGAACUAACCUCACUGAAGUUCUAUGUGGUCCCAGAGGAACCAACCUACACGAAAGUCAAUGUGGUUACAGAGGAACUAACCUCACUGAAGUUCUAUGUGGUCCCAGAGGAACCAACCUACACGAAAGUCAAUGUGGUUACAGAAGAACUAACCUCACUGAAGUUCUAUGUGGUCCCAGAGGAACCAACCCACACGAAAGUCAAUGUGGUUACAGAGGAACUAACCUCACUGAAGUUCUAUGUGGUCCCAGAGGAACCAACCUACACGAAAGUCAAUGUGGUUACAGAGGAACUAACCUCACUGAAGUUCCUAUGUGGUCCCAGAGGAACCAACCUACACGAAAGUCAAUGUGGUUACAGAGGAACUAACCUCACUGAAGUUCUAUGUGGUCCCAGAGGAACCAACCUACACGAAAGUCCCAAGAGGAACCUCACUGAAGUUCUCCCACGAAAUGUCAAUGUGGUUACAGAGGAACUAACCUCACUGAAGUUCUAUGUGGUCCCAGAGGAACCAACCUACACGAAAGUCAAUGUGGUUACAGAGGAACUAACCUCACUGAAGUUCUAUGUGGUCCCAGAGGAACCAACCUACACGAAAGUUCAAUGUGAAGUUUAUGUGGUCCCAGAGGAACCAACCUCACUGAAGUUCUAUGUGGUCCCAGAGGAACCAACUAUGUGGUCCCAGAGGAAACCAACCUACACGAAAGUCAAUGUGGUUACAGAGGAACUAACCUCACUGAAGUUCUAUGUGGUCCCAGAGGAACCAACCUACACGAAAGUCAAUGUGGUUACAGAGGAACUAACCUCACUGAAGUUCUAUGUGGUCCCAGAGGAACCAACCUACACGAAAGUCGAUGUGGUUACAGAGGAACUAACCUCACUGAAGUUCUAUGUGGUCCCAGAGGAACCAACCUACACGAAAGUCAAUGUGGUUACAGAGGAACUAACCUCACUGAAGUUCUAUGUGGUCCCAGAGGAACCAACAUACACGAAAGUCAAUGUGGUUACUACAGAAGGAACCAACCUACACGAAAGUCAAAAGGAACUAACCUCACUGAAGUUCUAUGUGGUCCCAGAGGAACCAACCUACACGAAAGUCAAUGUGGUUACAGAGGAACUAACCUCACUGAAGUUCUAUGUGGUCCCAGAGGAACCAACCUACACGAAAGUCAAUGUGGUUACAGAGGAACUAACCUCACUGAAGUUCUAUGUGGUCCCAGAGGAACCAACCUACACGAAAGUCAAUGUGGUUACAGAGGAACUAACCUCACAGUUCUGGUCCCAAAGGAACCAACCUUCAAUGUAUGUUACAGGAACUAACCUCACCAGAGGAACCAACCUCCCUGAAAAGGAACCAACCUACACGAAAGUCAAUGUGGUUACAGAGGAACUAACCUCACUGAAGUUCUAUGUGGUCCCAGAGGAACCAACCUACGAAAGUCAAUGUGUUACAGAGGAACUAACCUCACUGAAGUUCUAUGUGGUCCCAGAGGAACCAACCUACACGAAAGUCAAUGGUUACAGAGGAACUAACCUCACUGAAGUUCUAUGUGGUCCCAGAGGAACCAACCUCCAAUGUGAGGAACCAACCUACACGAAAGUCAAACUAACCUCACUGAAGUUCUAUGUGGUCCCAGAGGAACCAACCUACACGAAAGUCAAUGUGGUUACAGAGGAACUAACCUCACUGAAGUUCUAUGUGGUCCCAGAGGAACCAACCUACACGAAAGUCAAUGUGGUUACAGAGGAACUAACCUCACUGAAGUUCUAUGUGGUCCCAGAGGAACCAACCUACACGAAAGUCAAUGUGGUUACAGAGGAACUAACCUCACUGAAGUUCUAUGUGGUCCCAGGUCCCGAAAGUCAAUGGAACAGAGGAACUAACCUCACUGAGUUCUGUCAACUAACCUCACUGAAGUUCUAUGGUCCCAGAGGAACCAACCUCACGAAGUUCAAUGUGGUUCCCAGAGGAACCAACCUCACAAGAAUUCUAUGUGGUCCCAGAGGAACCAACCUACACGAAAGUCAAUGUGGUUACAGAGGAACUAACCUCACUGAAGUUCUAUGUGGUCCCAGAGGAACCAACCUACACGAAAGUCAAUGUGGUUACAGAGGAACUAACCUCACUGAAGUUCUAUGUUCCCAGAGGAACCAACCCACACGAAAGUCAAUGGGUUACAGAGGAACUAACCUCACUGAAGUUCUAUGUGGGUCCAGAGGAACUAACCUCACUGAAGUUCUAUGGUCCCAGAGGAACCAACAUACACGAGAAAUCAAUGUGGUUACAGAGGAACUAACCUCACUGUUCUAUGUGGUCCCAGAGGAACCAACCUUCAAUGUGGUUACAGAGGAACUAACCACUGAAGUUCUAUGUGGUCCCAGAGGAACCAACCUACACGAAGUCAAUGUGGUUACAGAGGAACUAACCUCACUGAAAAUGUCAAUGUGGUCCCUUAAAGUCAAUGUGGUUACAGAGGAACUAACCUCACUGAAGUUCUAUGUGGUCCCAGAGGAACCAACCUACACGAAAGUCAAUGUGGUUACAGAGGAACUAACCUCACUGAAGUUCUAUGUGGUCCCAGAGGAACCAACCUACACGAAAGUCAAUGUGGUUACAGAGGAACUAACCUCACUGAAGUUCUAUGUGGUCCCAGAGGAACCAACCUACACGAAAGUCAAUGUGGUUACAGAGGAACUAACCUCACUGAAGUUCUAUGUGGUCCCAGAGGAACCAACCUACACGAAAGUCAAUGUGGUUACAGAGGAACUAACCUCACUGAAGUUCUAUGUGGUCCCAGAUGAACCAACCUCCCCGAAUGUCAAUGUGCUUACAGAGGAACUAACCUCACUGAAGUUCUAUGUGGUCCCAGAGGAACCAACCUACACGAAAGUCAAUGUGGUUACAGAGGAACUAACCUCACUGAAAUUCUAUGUGGUCCCAGAUGAACCAACCUCCCCGAAUGUCAAUGUGGUUACAGAGGAACCAACCUCACUGAAGUUCUAUGUGGUCCCAGAGGAACCAACCUCCCGAAAGUCAAUGUGGUUACAGAGGAACUAA